Molecule: messenger RNA, 789 nt
Organism: Parascedosporium putredinis
Lineage: Eukaryota; Fungi; Ascomycota; Sordariomycetes; Microascales; Microascaceae
Source: the annotation of a GenBank genome assembly
AUGGACAUGGGAGCCGACGGGGGUGCGGACUUGGCGGCGUGCGGGCAAGGGCGCGUAGUCGAAAGAGAGCUCUGCCCCACGCUCACAAACGGGCGCCACGUCGUGACCGUCAACGGCCGCGAACGGCAAUUCAUCGUCAAGCUCCCCGAGACGUACGACGCGCGCCGGCCCCACCGCCUCAUCUUCACCUUCCACCCCAUGGGCGGCAGCGCCGAGCUCACCGCCGCCAUCUUCGUGUCGCCCAACGGCACCCUGGGCGUCUACGACCUGCUGGGCUGGGCCAACACGGACGGCGACGACAUCGACUUCGUGGACGCCAUGGUCGAGGCCGUCGAGGCCGCGCUCUGCGUGAACCAGGACUUGCGCUUCUCCACGGGGUUCAGCUACGGCGGCGCCAUGUCGUAUGCUAUUGGCUGCGCGCGGCCGGAGCAGUUUAGGGCCCUUGGUAUUAUUAGCGGGGCGGAGAUGUCUGGGUGUGAAGGUGGAGCGCCCUCGAGGCCUAUUGCUACGUAUCAGCAGCACGGCGUGCAAGACGAUCUGCUCCUCUUUGACAACAUUCUCCCUAUGCGGGACGCCCUCGUGGAGGCCAAUGGGUGCACGCCCGUCACGCCCGAACCGAUUCCCGUGGGAAACACCGCUGCCAGGGUCGACUACGAGGGUUGUCUCGAAGGGUACCCCAUGACCUGGGUGGCCUUUGACGGCGGCCACAUCCCCGGCUACGUGGAUGAGGGCGAUGACGUGCCUCUUUCGACGAAGAAUAUCUGGGAAUUCUUUACCCAAUUUGAGUAG